Messenger RNA from Aphidius gifuensis, 601 nucleotides. RefSeq names its product protein SYS1 homolog (gene Sys1). The transcript has a single exon. The coding region runs from base 45 to 527 and encodes 160 amino acids. NCBI's taxonomy places the organism in Eukaryota, Metazoa, Arthropoda, Insecta, Hymenoptera, Braconidae. Gene Ontology annotation, cellular component: Golgi membrane; trans-Golgi network. Gene Ontology annotation, biological process: Golgi to plasma membrane protein transport; Golgi to endosome transport; protein localization to Golgi apparatus. The record is from RefSeq and is a predicted model, not a curated record.
AUAAAAAAUAAUAUAUAUUAUUUAAUUAUUAUAAAUAAAUAAAAAUGAAUAGUUUAACUGGUCAAUUUCGUAAAACAACAUGGGAUCCAUUUUUAAUAAUAUCACAAAUAAUAGCUGUACAAACAGUUAUGUAUUUUUUUCUUGGAAUAUGGAUAUGGAUUAUUGCAAGUUAUCUUGGUACAACAAGAUCACUUGAUUAUGCAUUUCAAUAUAAAGAAAUUCAUGUACGUGAUAUAGCUGGUAGACUAGUUGUAACAAUAUUUGUAACAAAUGCAUUUAUUGGAUCAUUAUCACUAUGGUGGCUUGUUCAAAGAACAAAACAAUGUAUGGAUUUUUCUUGUACAGCACAUUUAAUACAUUUAAUUUUUUGUUGGAUAUAUAAUUCAAGUUUUCCAACGACUUUUAGUUGGUGGUGUUUAAAUAUCAUUUCAAUGACAUUAAUGUGUGUUUGUGGUGAAUUUUUAUGCAUGAAAACUGAAUUAAAAGCCAUUCCACUUGGUAUGAAUAGCCAAAAAACUGCCUUAUAAUACUGAAUAAUAUUAAAUGUAUAAUUUAUUUUCAAUAUUUAAUUAAUCAUUAUGUUAAGAGUUUAAUAAAUUUU